AUGAGCGGCUGGACCAAGUCCCCCUUCGGCCCUGCUGGUGCGGCGGGACCGCGCAGCUACCCGAUGUCAGCCCGCACGGUCAUCACGCAGGAGCAGGUGUGGGCAGCCACGGCGCAGUGCGCCAAGACGAUUGCGCAAGACUACGAAAAGUUCAAGUUAGCCCCAGAGAACCCGCUCUACCUGCUGUGCGUGCUGAAGGGCAGCUUCAUCUUCACAGCUGACCUCGCCCGCUUUCUCGCCGACGAGGGUGUUCCGGUGCGGGUGGAGUUCAUUUGUGCCAGCUCGUAUGGCGAAGGCGUGGAAACAUCUGGCCAGGUGCGCAUGCUCCUUGACGUGCGCGACUCCGUGGAGGAUCGCCAUAUUUUGAUUGUCGAGGACAUCGUCGACAGUGCCAUCACACUGCAGUACCUGAUGCGGUUCAUGCUCGCCAAAAGGCCGGCCUCACUCAAGACGGUGGUGCUGCUGGACAAGCCGUCGAGGCGCAAGGUGAAGUUGCUAGUCGACUACCCCAUCAUCAGGGUCCCCGAUGUGUUUGUGAUCGGCUACGGCAUGGACUUCGCUGAGUCGUACCGCGAGCUGCGCGAUGUCUGCGAGCUCAAGAAGGAGUACUACCUGAAGCCGACGAGCAAGCUGUAG
Messenger RNA from Leishmania braziliensis MHOM/BR/75/M2904, 636 nucleotides. RefSeq names its product hypoxanthine-guanine phosphoribosyltransferase (gene HGPRT). NCBI's taxonomy places the organism in Eukaryota, Euglenozoa, Kinetoplastea, Trypanosomatida, Trypanosomatidae. The record is from RefSeq and is a predicted model, not a curated record. The transcript has a single exon. Bases 1 to 636 code for a protein of 211 amino acids. Gene Ontology annotation, molecular function: magnesium ion binding; hypoxanthine phosphoribosyltransferase activity. Gene Ontology annotation, biological process: hypoxanthine metabolic process; IMP salvage; purine ribonucleoside salvage.